This is a messenger RNA of Cyanidioschyzon merolae strain 10D, 2058 nucleotides long. RefSeq names its product similar to lysosomal sphingomyelin phosphodiesterase. The transcript has a single exon. The record is from RefSeq and is a predicted model, not a curated record. Bases 1 to 2058 code for a protein of 685 amino acids. Lineage: Eukaryota; Rhodophyta; Bangiophyceae; Cyanidiales; Cyanidiaceae.
AUGGCCAGUGGCAGUGGAAGCGAUGAGCGCGUGCCACUCUUGGGCGAACGUGGACGGCCGACAGGCGCUGUGGCGGCUACAGCUGCCGAAACCGCUCAUAGUCGUGAUCCGGUUGGACGAGCUCAGAGCGAUCGUGAGCGUGUUUGCCUUGCAAGUCGGGGUCGACGCGCUCACAGGCUCGACGAGUUGUGUUUCUGGCUGAUAUAUGCCGUACUCCUGGUGGCUUCCAUAGUCUGGGCGCUGAUCAGCGCCAAGAUGCGUGGACACCAACGACUGCAGGGAGAGCCUGUCGUGCCCGAGCCUGCGGUGGCGAAUACUGAAUCAGCAUCGUUUUGCCAGGUCGGCAGUACUGGAUGGAAUAAGCACCGCACACGUCUCGGUUGGUCAUGUACCAGUGAGCUCCGGUCUCGCGUAACGCUUGGGCGCGCUGUCAGCCAGUCUGCGCCCCUAUCCAUCCUUGAGAAGGUGAAAUCAACCUGUCCAAACUGGCGACGGUUGCUCCAGUAUCCGGCGCUAUGUCGCCGCCAGGAGCGCUCUGUCUCAGGAUGCGGCUCCUUCCUCUGGAUAAGCGAUUUGCAUGUGGAUUACUGGUUCGAUCCUCGCGUGCCUCCGACGUUGUGUGGUGAACGCAAAGUCUGUCGCCCGGCGGAGCUCGUCUACAAUGUGUCAUCCCAGGUGCGCGAUGCGAGCAUUCCCAAUAACCCUGCCGUGCCUGUGCGGGAUGUAGCCACGACAUAUACCUACGGACGGCCCGGAUGUGAUCCUCCGCUGCCUCUCUUGGAGUCUUUGACGGAAGCGAUGAAAAAGGUCGAUAGUGAUCCUGACUUUAUUCUCAUCACAGGUGAUCUGGCUCCGCAUGACCUGCCUUCUCGCGCAUAUGUGCUCAGGAGCCUCAAUGCAUCUGCGCAGCACCUUUCUGCAACUGUUUGCGGCGCGCUGGGCAACAGCGGUGAGUCUCAGCGACGGUCGCCAAGAUGCAUCGUAGUUGUCGGCAACGUCGAUCUGUUUCCGACGUUGCACAUACCUAUAGAGGCGAAACCUGUGAGCUCCGCAGAACGCUAUGAUGCAGAGAACAAUAAUCAACCGGUGCGCUUUCGGGACCUGUACGAACUCUACGUUACCGCAGGCAUUCUGGAUCCAGAGAAUGAGGCGCUGCGCAGAUCGUUCACUGUGGGCGGAUAUUACAGAGCGUAUGAUGAUGGCAAGCUGCGAGUUCUGGUAUACAACUCUCUCCAUUACAUCGCUGGGAGGCUCUUCAGUUCAGCGAGUGCACUGAACAGAACGAAUGCAUCGCCCGCUUUGCCCUUCUACGCCCUGCCUUGUGAACAAUGGAAGCAGGUGCUUCCAGAUGCGGAUGAUCCUGCGGGCCAGUUUGCCUGGCUCGAGGAGGAAUUGCAGGAUGCUGAACAGAACGGACGAUCCGUUUUCCUUGCUUCUCACAUCGGACCGGGCAGUAAAACUGGUUCCCGGGCCUGGUGUGCACCCUAUGUUACCCGCUUUGCGGACUUGUUGACCAAGUAUGCAGACACAGUGACCAUGCAGUUUUACGGUGAUUUAUCUCGUGAAGAAUUGCGCUUGAUUGAGCCUUAUGGUUCGCCGAAUGGAACCAGCGAAAUGCGAGGACUAGCUCUUCUCAUCAAUCCCGGACUUACACCGAGACGGAUGCCUGGUGGUGCGCCGACAUUUCGCCACUGCUUCUUCGACCGCGGCAUACACCGAGCGAAGCAGGUAGCUCAGCGAAGACGCGGUGACCAUGUGUUCGCACCGGUGACCUUGCUUGACUAUCACGCGUAUGCGUUUCCGCUUCAGCACACCGUGAUAGAGCGAAUGACUCGGGGCGCGAGCGCGCCUCAUCCCGAAUGGCGCUGGCGGUACAGCUUUGCGGAACAGUUUUGUGUUCCGCACCUGUCGGCGUCGACGCUGCGUCAGGUCAUUCAGAACAUUGCAUCGGAGCCCGAGUUCAUGGAGGCCUACACCUUGCGCACGGAGGAUGGCCUCGAGAGCGAUCUCGACUUGAGCGCAGCAGUCGGAAGCCUUCGAGUCCAACCUGCUGCCUAA